UUUUGGGAAAGAUUUGGGAAGUUCAUAAUUUUUAAUACCAUAUGAUCAUCAUCACAUAGGGACCAAAGAUUUAAACAAAAAUAAAAAUGGUCCCAUCACCAGAAGCAGAAUUACAUGCCCAUAAUCAUAGAGACAAAGAGAGGCUAAACAUGAUUACUAAGCAAGGGUGUGAAUACUUUCCACAUCCUCAACAAGGUAUAUUAUUGCUAAUACCAUUUUUUUUUUCUUUGAAAGUAAGCAAAAAAGAAAAAGGAUGUUAAGACCUUUACUUUUUCAACCUUUUGGGCCAUUUUGAAUCACUCUGAACAACAAUGAAGCCUGCUAUUUUUUAUCAAAGAAGUUGCUUGAAUUUUUAAAAAAAAUUAUAAAAAAAAGAAAAAUAAAAAGAGAAAAAAAGUAAAUAACUUAAAGAAGGUCACAUUACCAAGUUGGCAACCCAUGUUUUUUCCUCUUCACAUUUUUUGAAGUUAAAGUUUCUCUCUGAAUCUCUUUUUCUCCUCUCUAUCUAUCUCUGUAUGUUUCUGUCUUUUCUCUGUUUCUGUGGGUACACAAAUGAACUUGCUCUGUCAUCAAAAACUGCUUCUUUCUUCUGGGUGCUUUGUUCAUGCAAGAUCCCAAGAGUUCAAGAACAAGGAAGCCUUGGUAUCAAAGAGCAAUAGAGAUGACAACCCUAUGGAAGAUUAUUGUAAAAUCACCAUCAACUGCAAAUUCUGCUCUAUGGAAAACCAUUAAAACCACAGAAGUCCAACCAACAACAAAUUCUAGCAAACAAAAACUCAAAAAGAGUACCUCACUAAGAGUUGCCACUUCUUUCACAAGAGUAUGCUUAUGUGCUCCUAUUUCCUCCUACAAUGAAGUUUUCAGUGCUGAUGUUCCUCCUAGGAGAAGCUAUACUUAUCCGCGGUCAAAACCCUUCACCCCACCACCUCCUACAGCAGCCCCUACGCCACAAGAAUGGCGAAUUCCAAGUGGCAGGCAUAGCACCGAGGGAAGAAGAGUCUUUCGAGGAAAAUCAUUGACUGAUGACGUUUUAAUGAGGCGUUUUGUGGUGGAAGAAGAAGCAAUGAUGCAAGUUAGGAGGAGGAAUGAGAUGGAGAUUAUAAGAAAAAGAGCUGCUUUGAGGAGGAAAAAGCUUGGACCAAGUCCUCUAAGUAGGAUGGUACUUGCUGAAGAUGAUCAAGAAUAUUUUGAUUAAUUGAACUAAGCAAAAGGGGAAAGCGAGGAUAAUUUUUUUGUGCUUUUUUACAUAUGAUGAAGGGUCAAUUAGUUGAGGCUGUAUUAAUGUGUUCUUCCAUGGAUAUUUUUUUUUGAGAUAUCCUUUC
Messenger RNA from Beta vulgaris subsp. vulgaris (sugar beet), 1322 nucleotides. RefSeq lists its product as uncharacterized. Bases 605 to 1195 code for a protein of 196 amino acids. Lineage: Eukaryota; Viridiplantae; Streptophyta; Magnoliopsida; Caryophyllales; Amaranthaceae. The transcript is spliced from 2 exons. The record is from RefSeq and is a predicted model, not a curated record.